Verticillium alfalfae VaMs.102 is the source of this 453-nucleotide messenger RNA. RefSeq lists its product with no specific name. Bases 1 to 453 code for a protein of 150 amino acids. The transcript is spliced from 3 exons. NCBI's taxonomy places the organism in Eukaryota, Fungi, Ascomycota, Sordariomycetes, Glomerellales, Plectosphaerellaceae. The record is from RefSeq and is a predicted model, not a curated record.
AUGGACGCCAACCCUGCCCCCGGCGCUGUGCCAGCUGUUGCCAGCAUCGACCAAGUCGUAGCCGACGAGCCGGCUGCCGCCGCGCCUGCCACCUCCUCCCUCGGUGCACCCGCCACGGGCGCGAACCCUCUUGCUGCCGAGGACGCCAAGACGGCCGACGAGCCUGCUGCGCCCGCGGCCCCGGCUGCCGCUGCUGCGCCCAAGGCGGCCACCGUCGAGCCCAAAAGGGUUGUCACCCGUCUGGAUGCCUCGGACAAGGCACGCCCGUCGCCGUGUCGGAAGAGGAAGCCCGGCCGCCCGCCCAAGGCCGUCACGGCCAACGGCACCGAGAACGGCAACGGUCACGGCGAGGACAAGGAGGGGCUCGGCGAGAAGCUUGCGAAGAAGGUCAAGAAGGUGCUGCCCACGCCUGGCAAGACCGCGCGCAAGACGCGCAGCCAGGGUCCUGCUUAG